Caenorhabditis angaria is the source of this 1390-nucleotide messenger RNA. Lineage: Eukaryota; Metazoa; Nematoda; Chromadorea; Rhabditida; Rhabditidae. The record is from the annotation of a GenBank genome assembly.
AUGUUCAGUUAUAUUUUAUUCACACUUGUAAUCAUUCUUGCCGUUUUUCAAUUUCAACAUUGGUCCGCAUUUAUAUUAUUUUGGAUGAUUUCACUAUUUUUACCAAGUACAACUUCGGGAAGCUCUUUAAUUGCUAUUCAAAGAUUAGUAUUUUUAUCCGAUAAACUUCAAGAAUUUGUCAAAUUUUUCGAGGGAAAAUAUUUGAUCAACCAACUGCGUUUCAUCACUUGUCUAAUGUACAUGACAAAUUUUUUUGCCAACAUUUUUUUACCCGAUUCUGAAUUGUGUUUUCUGUCAAAAUCUUCCAAUUUUUUCCGCUCAUCAGUUUUUGUUUUCAAUAAUCUAACAAAUUCUGUAACCAUUAUUUUACAUUCAAUUGUUUUAUACAAAAUUCAUAAAAUCCGGCAUAUUUUGUCAAAGACAAGACGCAAUUCUGAAUUAUCGAUUAUUUUUCAAACUAUACCUGUUGCACUUACUUAUUUGGUAACUGAAAAAAAGGGCAAAUCAUGAAUGGGACCCCAAAAUAAUAAAAGGGACCACAGCAUUUUUUUGAAUUGUCUGAAUGGGACCCCGCAAAAAAGGGACCCCGUUGAAUUUUUGUAUUAGUACGAAUGGGACCCCACUGGAAUUUUAUACUGAAAGGGAUACAAAAUUUGAAGCCUAAGCCUAGGCUAAAAAUCCUAACUAAGCCUAAUCCUAAAAUCCUAACUAAGCCUAAGCCUAAAGGCCUAACUAAGCCUAAGCCUGAAAUCCUAACAAAGACCUAAAACCCUGAGUAAGCCUAAGCCUAAAGGCCUAACUAAGCCUAAGCCUGAAAUCCUAACAAAGACCUAAAACCCUGACUAAGCCUAAUCCUAAAAUCGUGACUAAGCCUAAGCCUGAAAUCCUAACAAAGACCUAAAACCCUAAAUAAGCCCAAGCCUAUGCCUAACCCCAGUGCUGAGGAUACGUCUACGUUUAAGCCUACAUGUGGUCCCAUUCUGAAAAAAUUCCAAUGGGGUCCCAUUUUUGCGGGGUACCCAUUCAGACAAUUUAAGAAAAUGCUGUGGUCCCAUUUUAUUAUUUUGGGGUCCCAUUCAUCACGACGAUUUUUAAACAUCGGGGUCCCAUUCAGUCAUUCGGGGUCCCAUUUGGGGUCCCAUUCAUUAUUUACCAAAAAGUUCUUUUUUGUUUUCAGCCAUAUCUUCUUGGAAUCAUCUGCAAUUAUUUCAAUAUUUUGAAUGGUCCGUCGUCGAUUCAUACAACUAUUUGUGAGCUUGAAAUUUUUGGUGUGCACAGAAUAAUCCCCGCCACGUUCACUUUGGCUAAUUGGACAAGGAUUCGAGAUUGGCUACCAAAAAUAUCUGCGAACAAAAAAGUCGAUGUUAUGGUUAUUGAUGUUACAACUUGA